CUUGCAAGGUGCGGGAGGUCUCACCAGUCACCGCAUUGUUAUAAGCACUUGUUUGAAGCUCGUUUUCUGCGUCAGAAGCUCACAAUCUGAACUGGGUUGGGUUUAGAUUCUGUGGCGAAAAGGGGAGUCUACUCCUCUCGCAAUAUCAGAAUGGCUAAAGCAAGAUCAGGUCACUGGUUAAGCAUUCUGGCAUUUGCACUGAUCUUGCUCAAAACAGAAGGCUUCUAUGUGGGAAUUACUUAUGUGGAUAGUGCAGUAGCAAAAGGAGCAGUUUGCUUGGAUGGUAGCCCACCUGCUUACCACAUGGAUAAGGGAUUUGGUGCAGGGAUUAACAAUUGGUUGGUUCAUAUUGAGGGAGGAGGAUGGUGCAACAAUGCCUCAACUUGCCUUGCUCGUAGGGACAACCGUUUAGGUUCAUCGAAGCAAAUGGUGAAGCAAAUUGCUUUCUCUGGGAUUCUGAGCAACAAGCAAAAAUUUAAUCCGGACUUCUACAACUGGAACAAGAUCAAGGUUAGGUACUGCGAUGGGGCCUCCUUUACGGGCGAUGUAGAAGCAGUUGAUCCUAAGACUAAUCUUCACUACAGAGGAGCCCGGGUGUUUCUUGCUGUCAUUGAGGAUCUUAUGGCAAAAGGAAUGAAAAAUGCUGCAAAUGCUGUUCUCUCUGGCUGCUCUGCUGGUGGGCUGACUGCCAUUCUGCAUUGUGAUAAAUUUCGCGCUCUUCUCCCUGUCAGCACCAAAGUAAAAUGCUUUGCAGAUGCCGGUUACUUCAUCAACGCUAAGGAUGUUUCAGGAGCAGCACACAUUGAAGGCUUCUACAGUGAAGUGGUUGCAACACAUGGAUCAGCAAAGAAUCUGCCCCCAUCCUGCACUUCAAGUCUAAGACCAGGCUUGUGUUUCUUCCCACAAAACAUGGCUCAACAAAUCAAAACACCGCUUUUUAUCAUCAAUGCAGCCUAUGAUUCAUGGCAGAUAAAGAACAUCUUGGCACCGGGUGUUGCUGAUCCUCAUGGUACUUGGCAUUACUGCAAGCUUGAUAUCAAGGACUGCUCUUCCUCCCAACUUGAAGCCAUGCAAGAUUUCAGGGUGCAGUUUCUUAGUGCAAUCAAAGGACUGAUAGGCUCCCCCUCCAAAGGAAUGUUCAUAAACUCCUGCUAUGCCCACUGCCAAACCGAAAUGCAGGAAACAUGGCUGAGGGACGACUCCCCAGUACUUGGAAAAACAACAAUUGCAAAGGCAGUAGGAGACUGGUACUAUGACCGGAGUCCAUUCCAGAAGAUAGAUUGUGCCUACCCUUGUGACUCUACUUGCCAUAACCGGGUUUUUGAUCCUCACGAACACCCAGAAUUAUAGACAGAACCCAUCCAAAACUAUAGAUAUUCUUGAUGAACAAGGAGGAAGAAAAAAUCCUCAGUGAUUGAUCAAGUCUUUAAAAUAAGCUAAGGCCAUCACUGCACUGAAAAAAUAUGUGCAAGGUGUCUUCUGUUAGUGUUUAUGGAAUGACUUAUUAUUAUUAUUAUUAUUAUUAUCCCAUCAAUAAAAUCAAUAUAUUCCAUCUUA
Messenger RNA from Vitis riparia (riverbank grape), 1557 nucleotides. Its product is annotated as pectin acetylesterase 8-like. Gene Ontology annotation, biological process: cell wall organization. Gene Ontology annotation, molecular function: pectin acetylesterase activity. Bases 151 to 1350 code for a protein of 399 amino acids. Gene Ontology annotation, cellular component: plant-type cell wall. The transcript is spliced from 13 exons. NCBI's taxonomy places the organism in Eukaryota, Viridiplantae, Streptophyta, Magnoliopsida, Vitales, Vitaceae. The record is from RefSeq and is a predicted model, not a curated record.